AGAAGAUCUGAAGAAGUUUCAGUGGCACUAUGUCAACAUCUGAAAUGGAGGAUGUAGAAGAACUCCUUCUGAAGUCACUGGAGCAACUGGACAAAGAUGGUCUGAAGAAGUUUCAGUGGCACUUAAAGAAACUUAAGUGUAUAUCAUCGUCUGAAAUGGAGGAUGCGGAUCGGUUAAAAACAGUGGAUAAACUGGUGGCAUUUUAUAGACUAGAAGAAGCUGUGAAGAUCACGGUCAGCAUCCUGAGGAAGAUAGGCCAGAACAAUCUGGCUGUUCAGCUGGAGGACGAACACAAGCAAGGUUCUGCUGAGGACAGUACAGCUACAAAGAUCUUGAAGGACAAGCUAAAACAGCACUGUGAGCGGAUAUUGGUUGGUAAUUCACAGACGGGUGAAAAUAAAUACCUGGACGAUAUUUACACUGAUUUAUAUGUGGUGGAGAAUCAGACUGGAGGAAGAUCAAAUGAACACGAGGUGAGACGUAUCGAAUCAAAUCACAACAGACUGACUGCCAAGGACACGCCGAUCCAGUGUAAUGACAUGUUCAAAGACCAUAUGGGUCGACAAAACAGAAAAGUGCUCACAGUGGGGAUUGCAGGAGUGGGAAAAACUGUCUCUGUCAAUAAAUUCAUCCUUGACUGGGCUAAAGGUAAAGAAAAUCAAGAUAUAGUCUUCAUUUUUCCACUCCCAUUCCUUGUGCUGAAUUUGAUUAAAAAAAAGAAGUACAGUCUCAUGGGAUUGCUUAACACAUACUGCUUUAGUGGCCUUACAGAGCUGACAUCUCUUCCUGAAGAUGGCAAUAAGGUCAUGUUCAUCUUUGAUGGGCUGGAUGAAUGUCGUUUCCCUUUGAGCUUUGAAGAGGAUGACGGCUUUACAGAUGUUAAUAAGAAAACAACAGUGAGUAAGAUAGUUACAGCCCUAAUCAAGAGACAUCUGGUUCCCUCUGCUCUCAUCUGGAUCACAUCCAGACCAGCAGCAGCCAGUCUGAUACCCCGAGAAUACAUUGAUCAGGUGACAGAGAUACGAGGAUUCAGUGAUGAGCAGAAAGAGAAGUACUUCAUCAGAAACAGCAGUCCUGAGGUUGCUGAAAACAUCAUCCGUCACAUCAGAAAAUUCAGAAGUCUGUACAUCAUGUGUCACAUCCCGGUCUUCUGCUGGAUCUCUCUCACUGUUCUUCAGCCUCUGCUGGUUCAAGAGAGCAAUGACAAAACACCUACAACCCUCACAGGGAUGUACAUAAACUUUUUACUUUCUCAGAAGCAGCAGAUGAAAAUAAAAUAUUGCAAGGAUCCUAAAACUAAGGCUGAAGUCAUGUCUUUUGAUGACAUUAUUCUGAAGCUUGGGAAACUGGCCUUUAAACAACUACAGAAAGGUAAUCUGAUUUUCUACAAAGACGAUAUUGAGGAGUGUGGACUAGAUGCCAUUGAAGGUUCUGUGUACUCUGGGUUAUGCACCCGGAUGUUUCAAGAGGAAAAAUCUAUGUCAGUGAGAAACGUUUACAGCUUCAUUCAGCUCAGCAUCCAGGAAUUACUUGCUGCUCUCUAUGUGUUUUUCAUUAACAAAAAAAAGAAGGAAAACCCAUUUCUCGAAUCCUGGAAAAAACUGUCAUGUAUCCUGUCAACAAAGUCACUGUUUGAUCUUCACAAAGCUGCAGUCAAUGAGGCUUUACAAAGUGAGAAUGGGCACCUGGACCUCUUCCUCCGAUUCCUCCUGGGUCUUUCAGUGGAGUCCAAUCAGAGAGACCUGAAGGAACUACUGCCAGGACUGGAGCUCAAAACAGAGGACACCAAAGACACUGUUGACUAUAUAAAAAAGAAAAUUGAGAUGGAGGAAUCAACAGAGAGGACCAUCAAUCUCUUCUACUGUCUGAAUGAACUGAAAGAUGACUUUGUGGAGGAAAUCCAGAAGAAUCUGGGCUCUGGAAAACUUUCAGAGCAGAAUCUCUCCUCUGCUCAGUGGUCGGGUUUGGUGUUUGUGCUCCUCAUGUCAGAAGAAACUCAAGAGAAGUUUGAACUGAAGAAGUACAGAAGAUCUGAUGAAGCACUGAUGAGACUGCUGCCAGUCAUCAAAAACACCAGAAGAGCACUGCUACAAUGCUGCAAUCUCCCUGCUCAGUCUUGUGAGAGUGUGUCUUCAGCUUUACAGUCAUCAAACUCCAUUCUAAGAGAGCUGGACCUCAGUAACAAUAAUCUGAAGGAUUCUGGAGUGAAGCUUCUUUCUGAUGGACUCAAGAGCAAAAACUGCCAGCUGGAGAUUCUGAGGUUGUCUGGCUGUAUGGUGACAGAGGAUGGAUGUAGUUAUGUGUCUUCAGCUCUGACUGCACAACCCUCAUGCUUGAGAGAGCUGGAUCUAAGCUAUAAUCACCCUGGAGAUUCAGGAGUCAAGCUACUCUCUGAAAAACUGGAGGAUCCAAACUGCUCACUGGAUAAAUUCAAUGUGGAUCAUGGAGGAGAAUCCAGGAUUACAGCAGGACUACAGAAAUAUUCCUGUUUUCUCACACUGGAUCCAAACACGGCAAACACUGAACUCAUUCUGUCUGAGGAGAACAAAAAGGUGACAUGUGUGAUGAAGAAACAGCCGUAUCCUGAUCAUCCAGAAAGAUUUGAUGAUGUGCGUCAGGUGUUGUGUAGAGAGAGUGUGUGUGGACGCUGUUACUGGGAGAUUGAGUGGAGUGGAUCUGUGUUAAUAUCAGUCUCAUAUGAGAACAUCAGCAGGAAGGGAUCAGGUGUUGAGUGUAGGUUUGGACGUAAUGACCAGUCCUGGAGUUUGAUCUGCACUCCUGACAGUUACUCAUUCAGACACAAUAACAAACAGACUGAUCUCCCUAUGAAGUCCAUCAUCAGGAGAAUAGGAAUAAUAGGAGUGUUUGUGGAUCACAGAGCAGGAAUUCUGUCCUUCUACAGAGUCUACAGAAACACGGUGAGCCUCAUGCACACAGUCCAAACCACAUUCACUCAGCCGCUCUAUCCUGGAUUUAGAGUAAAUUUUCUGUCUUCAGUGAAACUGUGUUGAUGAAUCAGAAGAGUCUGAUGAGAGAUUCUAUCCAUAAUGUUUGAGGUGCAUGAUAAAUCAGUAACAGUGAGAUGUUUUGUGCCACGUUUCCACCGUAAUUACCUGGAACAUUUGUACCCGGAACUAUUUUCCCCCCAGACCUGUUGCCAUUUGUGUUUCCACCAGGGCUU
Molecule: messenger RNA, 3181 nt
Organism: Carassius auratus (goldfish)
Lineage: Eukaryota; Metazoa; Chordata; Actinopteri; Cypriniformes; Cyprinidae
Product: protein NLRC3-like
Exons: 7
Coding region: 30-3011 (993 amino acids)
Molecular function (GO): protein binding
Source: RefSeq, a predicted model, not a curated record